Molecule: messenger RNA, 651 nt
Organism: Glossina fuscipes
Lineage: Eukaryota; Metazoa; Arthropoda; Insecta; Diptera; Glossinidae
Exons: 3
Coding region: 1-489 (162 amino acids)
Source: RefSeq, a predicted model, not a curated record
AUGUGCAAAGUGAUUGUAGGCGAUGUUGUACGCGAGGAUAGUUGUGCCAAUGCUAAAGUAAAUGUUGGCAACAACAAUGCCGCAACUAUAACAAUUUCAGCCAACAAUUGUCUGACAAAUGUACCGCAACAGAUGCUGCAAAUUUCAUUCAUUAUCAAUGUGGCUUCGUACUGUGUUUCUGGUGCUAUUUUGGACAACAUUUUUCCAACAAUAAUGCAGGAAUUUUAUAAGUUCGCACCCACUGAACAAGGUUAUCGUUUCAGCCUAGAUGAGCCUAAUGGCAGUAAACGUGAUGAAAUGGGUAUAAUAUUAAAUCCUGGCACACCCGAACAGCAACUGGUAGUCAUGGGUACUUAUACGGUAUACGAUGAGAAAACAGAUAUCGAGACAAUAACUAUGUAUACGGCAGAUAAGGAUGGUUAUAGGACGCGUUAUAAGAUUAAAAAUCGGAAGUUAAGUGCCAAUGUUUUAAAAUCCGCUGCUGGUUAAUUAAAGUUAAAGAAUUGCUUUCAUGGUCAUUGAAUUCUUUUUAUUAGACCAGCAUUUUUUAUAUCAAUUAGUUUGUAAAUCAAGAGGAAGAAAAAUUCAAGCAUAAAUUUAAGAAAAGCAAACUUACCUGAAAUUAAAAUUUAAUUUAUUAAAAAUUAAAGA